GUCUGCAGGAGUACAGCCAGAUGAUUGAUUGGUGCAAUGGAAGUAGGUGACGCUUUGUAAAGGAGGCCCUUGAGGGAUGGGGGUCUUGGGCUGAUUGACAGCACUCAGUAGGUGGGCGGCAGUGACUCUUUGCUUUCCUCACAGAAACGCUGAUGGACUCAACCACAGCGACAGCGGAGCUGGGCUGGAUCGUGCAUCCUCCAUCAGGGUGGGAAGAGGUGAGUGGCUACGAUGAGAACAUGAACACGAUCCGCACGUACCAGGUGUGCAAUGUGUUUGAGUCGAGCCAGAACAACUGGCUACGGACCAAGUUCAUCCGGCGCCGCGGCGCCCACCGCAUCCACGUGGAGAUGAAGUUCUCGGUGCGUGACUGCAGCAGCAUCCCCAGCGUGCCCGGCUCCUGCAAGGAGACCUUCAACCUCUAUUACUAUGAGGCCGACUUUGACUCGGCCACCAAGACCUUCCCCAACUGGAUGGAGAAUCCAUGGGUGAAGGUGGACACCAUCGCGGCCGACGAGAGCUUCUCACAGGUGGACCUGGGUGGCCGGGUCAUGAAGAUCAACACGGAGGUGCGGAGCUUUGGGCCUGUGUCCCGCAGCGGCUUCUACCUGGCCUUCCAGGACUAUGGUGGCUGCAUGUCCCUCAUCGCUGUGCGUGUCUUCUACCGCAAGUGCCCCCGCAUCAUCCAGAAUGGCGCCAUCUUCCAGGAGACCCUUUCGGGGGCCGAGAGCACCUCGCUGGUGGCCGCCCGGGGCAGCUGUAUCGCCAACGCCGAGGAGGUGGACGUGCCCAUCAAGCUCUACUGUAACGGGGACGGCGAGUGGUUGGUGCCCAUUGGCCGCUGCAUGUGCAAAGCAGGCUUUGAGGCGGUGGAGAAUGGCACGGUCUGCAGAGGUUGCCCUUCUGGAACCUUCAAGGCCAACCAAGGGGACGAGGCCUGCACGCACUGUCCCAUCAACAGCCGGACCACCUCAGAAGGGGCGACCAACUGUGUCUGCCGCAACGGCUACUACAGAGCAGACCUGGACCCCCUCGACAUGCCCUGCACAACCAUCCCCUCGGCGCCCCAGGCGGUGAUCUCCAGCGUCAACGAGACCUCGCUCAUGCUGGAGUGGACCCCGCCCCGCGAUUCAGGGGGCCGCGAGGACCUGGUCUACAACAUCAUCUGCAAGAGCUGUGGCUCGGGCCGGGGCGCCUGCACCCGCUGCGGGGACAACGUGCAGUACGCGCCCCGACAGCUGGGCCUGACCGAGCCGCGCAUCUACGUCAGCGACCUGCUGGCCCACACGCAGUACACCUUCGAGAUCCAGGCGGUGAACGGCGUCACCGACCAGAGCCCCUUCUCCCCUCAGUUCGCCUCCGUGAACAUCACCACCAACCAGGCGGGUGUUGGCAGAACUCAGUGCCAUGGGAUGGUAGGAGUGAGGUGUCCCUGUCCUUGCCAACUGGCCGCUGCCCUUCACCUGAGGGGCCCUCUUUCCAGUCCUUGCACGGGGCUCCUGCAUCUCAGAAGCUACAACGGGGUUCAAGCCCUCUUCAUGCUCCGGCCCUCUG
Messenger RNA from Leptonychotes weddellii (Weddell seal), 1554 nucleotides. The record is from RefSeq and is a predicted model, not a curated record. Lineage: Eukaryota; Metazoa; Chordata; Mammalia; Carnivora; Phocidae.